Molecule: messenger RNA, 1529 nt
Organism: Seminavis robusta
Lineage: Eukaryota; Bacillariophyta; Bacillariophyceae; Naviculales; Naviculaceae
Source: the annotation of a GenBank genome assembly
UGGUCCUGAAGCCUUCGGACACGAUCGAUGCACGUCUCAGAAAGCAUAGCCUUCACUCUAACACAUAGUUAGAGUUCAGGAUACCUUUAGAACUGCCAAAUGUCCAACGUCCGAUUGUUCGAAGAAAGCAAACAACAUGAAGCUUCUGCAAAACAAAAAUGAGGGUCCCGUUGCUCGUCGCCUUCUCGCUGCUGUUGCACAAUGUGGCGGGGAUGCCAUCAAUAUCGGCACCUCCUCCACCGCCAGACAGUGUUAAAGUGCGUGGAGGGACUGCCGUCGAUCAAAGCUUGAUGAAGCGAUUCACUCCUGGCGGAGCCGAUAGUCGAAUGCCAUCAUUAUUCAGCACCGAUGAAGCAGAGUACAAUCGAUUCGCUGCUUGUCUGGCUGCUACAGAAGGUCUCCGGAGGAUGAGAGACCAGGCAUUAGUAGAACGAUCACCGUCGGAAAAAUCAGAAGAUCCACAAGAACGGGAACGAAAGGUUGCCGAUCAGUAUCAAGCCAACUCGGGAAGAGUGCUACGUGCCAUGGGAAUGUCAGUCGACAGAUUCAAUGAACUGGGACGGGAAAUAUCCAGGGACGAAAACCUGAAAGAAAAGGUCAUGGAACAGGCAUAUCUGUAUCGAAUGGCCGCGAUGGUCAAUCUUGAUCAGGUGGAACUCUCUACGCAGUCCAACAGCAACUUUCAAAAGGACAAAGUUCGGCUCUUUUGCGAAUCCAUCAAGGAUAUCGAAAAACUGAGAGGAGAUCAAGUGGAUCGGUUGAAAAAGUCUCUACAGGUAGAAACCUUUCCGUCAAGCAUUAGUAUCAGCGACCCAACUCUAUUGCCAUUUCUGAGCCCCAAAGUGCGUGCUGUGGUCAAGGCAUUUCCAUUGCAAGCAGAAGAUGUGGUCAAGAAAAAUGGACUAGACUCCACUGAAUUCAAUAGCAUGCUCCAAGAGGUGCGGUCAAACCCAAUUUUCCGGUGGAAGGUGCAAAAACUGUUAAAGCAAGAAUCUUCGGACAAUAAGGGAGACUUGGACUCGCUAGAAUCCAUGCAAAAGUAGUGAAGAAACGACUUUCUGCUCGUUAGACUUGACGUAACAAGCAAUCUGUGAAUGUGAUUGAUGUGUUGUGAAAGUGUUCCGGUUCGUGUCCCCAAAAGGUGCAGCUGAAGGACCUUCGGUUCAGUUUCGGUUGCCAGUUAAGCUACAUGUACUGGUAGUGCCGGUGCCGGUAUGUAAAUAAUAGCUCCUUGCUUCAUUGCUAGCUAGUAGGAACAUGUCGGUCCAUCACCAACCCCACUAAAUGCAUUCAUCUGUUUGCUUCAUUGUUACUUAAGCUCGCUAGCUAGUAGGACAUAAAGAUCCAUCACCGAUCCGACUGCAUCCAUUGGGCUGAUUGACGUACAUUAGACUACGACACCGCGAGUCCAUUAGCUUGUAGUGGUUCGUUGGUGACUACACAACGAUGCCAAACAUAGCUGAUGACUAGCUAGCUACAAGAACAAAUGCAGCAAACACAUAAAGUAGAAAGCCAAUUGCCAGCGUUGC